GCCGCCUCCCGGGUCGCCGGGCCGCUCCGCCGCAGCCAUGGGGUGCUGGGGUCGCAACCGGGGCCGGCUGCUGUGCAUGCUGCUGCUGACCUUCAUGUUCAUGGUGCUGGAGGUGGUGGUGAGCCGGGUGACCUCGUCGCUGGCGAUGCUCUCGGACUCCUUCCACAUGCUGUCGGACGUGCUGGCGCUCGUGGUGGCGCUGGUGGCCGAGCGCUUCGCCCGGCGGACCCACGCCACCCAGAAGAACACGUUCGGCUGGAUCCGGGCCGAGGUGAUGGGGGCCCUGGUGAACGCCAUCUUCCUGACCGGCCUUUGCUUCGCCAUCCUGCUCGAAGCCAUCGAGCGCUUCAUCGAACCGCACGAGAUGCAGCAGCCGCUCGUGGUCCUCGGCGUCGGCGUGGCCGGGCUGCUGGUUAACGUGCUGGGGCUCUGCCUCUUCCACCACCACAGCGGCUUCAGCCAGGACUCCGGCCACGGCCACUCGCACGGGGGCCACGGCCACGGCCUCCCCAAGGGGGUCCGCGUCAAGAGCAACCGCGCCGGGGGCAGCGACGGCAGCGCGGCCCCCGGCGAGCAGGGCCCGGAGCUGGAGGAGACCAACACCUUGGUGGCCAAUAGCAGCAACUCCAACGGACUCAAGGUGGACCCGGCAGAUCCAGAAAAACCUAGAAGUGAUGAUGCUGUGGAAGUACAAGUGAAUGGGAAUCUUAUCAGAGAACCUGAGCAUAUGAAAUUGGAAGAAGACGAUAGGGCUGGACAACUUAACAUGCGUGGAGUUUUUCUGCAUGUCCUUGGAGAUGCCUUGGGUUCAGUGAUUGUAGUAGUAAAUGCCUUGGUCUUUUAUUUUUCUUGGAAAGGUUGUUCAGAGAGAAAUUUUUGUGUGAACCCAUGUUCCCUGGAUCCCUGCAAAGCACUUGUAGAAAUAAUUAAUAGUACUCAUGCAUCACUUCAUGAGGCUGGUCCUUGCUGGGUGCUGUAUCUAGAUCCAACUCUUUGUGUUGUAAUGGUUUGUAUACUUCUUUAUACAACUUACCCAUUACUUAAGGAAUCUGCUCUUAUCCUUCUACAAACUGUUCCUAAGCAAAUUGAUAUCAGAAAUUUGAUAAAAGAACUUCGAGAUGUUGAAGGAGUUGAGGAAGUUCAUGAAUUGCAUGUUUGGCAACUUGCCGGAAGCAGGAUCAUUGCCACUGCUCACAUAAAAUGUGAAGACCCAACAUCAUACAUGCAGGUGGCUAAAACCAUUAAAGACGUUUUUCAUAAUCACGGAAUUCACGCUACCACCAUUCAGCCUGAAUUUGCUAGUGUAGGCUCUAAGUCCCGUGUAGUCCCGUGUGAACUUGCCUGCAGAACUCAGUGUGCUUUGAAGCAAUGUUGUGGGACACGGCCACAGGCCCAGUCUGGAAAGGAUGGAGAAAAGGCCCCAACAGUUAGCAUUUCUUGUUUAGAACUUAGUGACAAUCUAGAGAAGAAGCCCAGGAGGACUAAAGGUGAAAACAUCCCUGCUGUUGUGAUAGAGAUUAAAAAAAUGCCAAACAAACAACCUGAAUCAUCUUUGUGAGUCUUAAAAAAGAUGUGAUAUUUGACUUUUGCUUUAAACUGCAAGAGGAAAAAGACUCCAUUGAAAUUCUAAGUUUGCCAAGUAGCAUAAUUGAAGCCCUUGUCUGGUCACACAAUUUAAUUCUAUUUUUGUAAGAACAUAAUGGGACUGCAUACCAGAGUUCUAUAUUACAACUUGGUGAUUAUUAGCACAGAAUACAGCUAUGCUGUAAUGAUUUUGGAAAGCCAGUUUUAACACUAUGUUACAUUUUUGUUUAAAGUAAGUAUAAACCUUAUAUAACAUAAUGACAUUUGAUUUCCAGUUUUUGAUUUCCGGUUUUCCCGUGAUAAAAAUUAGGGGGAUAAAUAAAUUAAAAUUGUUACUGGAAUUUCUCUGCUUUUCUUUUCCCCGUUGUUACACUUAGAAUUAUAGUUGCUAGAAUUUUAAAAAUCAACAAGUUUGUUUCCUCUGACAUCUUAGUUAAUAUUUACUUUUUCUUUGAGAUCAGAAUGGCAGCAUAUUUUUCAGUGACUCAUAGCUAUUAGUAGGAAAUAAGAUCAGCUGCUAUUCUCUAUUCUAAAUUGCUGAGUAUUUGUCUAAUGUACAGUGAGAUAAUUAAACUUACACAUAAUAGCAUGUGGAGACUAAGAGCAGGAAAGAAAGUUUAUUAAACUAUUUAGAUUAUUAUAAAUUUCCAGACUACAUUUCUAAGUUUUUUUGAGAAUUUCAACUCAUUCUACCAAAGUGAGUCUAAAACAUGGACAUGUUCACCAGCAUUACUUUCUCUCAAAGAUUGGUAUUAGAGACACUGAGCUGAAAAUUUACUGACAUGUUUAAAGAUGCUAAUUUAGUCUAAUAAUUACUUGGUAAGUGCAAGAAAUGUGAUCUUUUAAAUUGUGGAUGUUUUUAAAAAAAACUUUUCAAAAGUUAAAGUCAUUUCAUGGUGACCAAUCAUGACUGGAUUUAAACAGCUUUUCCAGCACAAUCAGUGAUGCCUGUGCUUUGCCAAGAGCCACUGACUUGAGAGAGAAAAUAAGAUGUUUAAUGCAAUUUGGAUAUUAAAUUCUUAGAAAGCAGACUAUAAUUUAGGCAAAAUUAGAAUUCUUUAAGUGAUCCUGUCUUGACCUUGAUCAUAUCUUCAAUAGCAGCUUAUUUGCAAGGUGCCACAGUUCACGCAGGAAAUUGUUCUUGGCUAUUUGAUUAUUGCUAUAGGUUUCAAAUCCAACAAAAACGUUAUUUAAGAGUAUUUUAAGUUAUAUUUUUCUUGAUAAAGUUGUGCUUUGUGAAGAAAAUGUAGGUUUUUGUCCUCAAAAGGAUGAAUAUUAAUAUCAGUUAUCAUGUAUAGCUCUAUUUUUCUAGAAACAAGGUAUUCUGACUACUUCAGUAACUUUUAUAGCUGACUACUUUUCGGAUGGCUACCUUUUGGGAUUUGAAAUAAUUCCUUGUUUAAUAGGUCUUAAGAUGAAAGUGUUGGAAUUUGCCAGUGACUUUUUAAAGGGAUGAUCUUUUGUGGUAGAUGGUGUGUCUUUUUCCUAGGGUAAGCCUAUUGCAGGCAAUGGGCCUAUUUAAGAACAGCUGAUUUUUCCAAUGAGAAUGAGGUAAUUUUAGGAACAUAGUUUGUAAAUUCACAUUUACUAUAAUGGGCCAAAACCAUAACCUGCCAAUUUGCAAUACAUCCUGAUCUUUUAAUACUGUUAUCUGAUAUUGUGUAAUUCAGUUCAUUAGCUGGUGGUUAUUUUGAAUUUUGCAAAAAGCUUUGUGUUUGAUUUCUUUAAACAUAAAAUUGAAGAAUCUCCUUAUCUGGGUGAACAAGAGAGAAAGCUUCAAAUUGUACUGUAUCAUGUACAUUCCUGAUUUGCCCAUUUGUCAUAUAAACAGUGAUGAUACAGUAACUGGUAAGAUAUAUUGCACUCAGUGGGGUAUUCUUCGCAAAUGCUGUAUUUGGGGUCUGUAUCUUAAAGGUGGUUUAACACAUAUGUAUAAAAUAGAACCUGAAUGAGGAUUUUUAAAAAUUAUAAGCAUGGGACAAGGGCUAUGUUUUAUUUUUCAAAAGUGCUUUGAAGGUAGAAGCCUUCAUGUUUUAGUUAUUUAGUUUUCAUAAUUUCUUUGGUAGCUUCUAUGUAACAGUGGUACCAUAGGAUUUUCUGUUUUCAAAGGACUUUGUCAUAGCAGAAUCAGUGGGCACUGACUUGCCUUUUGAGUUUUAGCCAAUUUAUUUAUUUCUUAAAAUGCACUUUCUAACCCAAUUUUUUUAGCUAUAUUAGCAUUAUCUUUUUAAAAGAAGACAUGCUUUAUAUUUAAAUAUUGUGGAAUUUAAGUGUCAUUUCCAAAAUAGCUUAUUCCUUCCUGAAAGAAAUUGAGGGAAAUAACCCCGGGUUACUAGAAGACUUAACCCCAAUAUUUCAAUAUGCUCUUUUAUAACACUGCAUCAGUUCCAGGAGUGGCAUCUCUCCUGCUGGCUGUUUUCUGUUUGAGCAAGAUCAGUGUAGAGUGUGUGUUCAGAAACGUGUUUGUUGUCUCUGUUUAGUGAGAGGGAGGUACGUGCCGCAUGUGCCCCCAGAAAUUUUUCCAAGCCAAAUAGAGCCUCAGUGAUGAGAGGUUCACGUCUCAGCUGUCACCUUUCAGUUUGAUUUUUUUCCUCUGGAGGGCAUCUGUAUUGUAAAAGUGGGGACUAGAACCUCGAAAGUAGAAUCAUCAAAAACUUUGCUCUGUGUAUUUUAACAUUUUAAAGAACAAAGUUGAAUGACUAAGGUAUGUAAUUCAAAAGGAAAAAUUUCUGUCAAGUACACCUUGGAAAAAUCUCAGUAUGUAAACGUGUUUGUGUCUUGUUAACAUCUUCAGUUAGUUUGCAAUUCUUGAGGCAAAAAAACCUCUGGAACCUGAUGUUUUAGUAGGUUAACUGGUAUUGAAUUCAAGAUGUUUUACUUUAAUAAGCAAAUAGCAUUUGAAUGCUUAAUAUGUCAUUAACCUGCUGUCUUAAGAUGUUCACACAUACGCAGAUACGGAGAGUAAUUCUACAAUAUAAAAAUAUUUAUUUUAAUACUGAGUUUCAGUAAAGUCAUAAAACAGUGUUAAAACUCUUGGGAAGGUGGAGGGGUUUUUGUUGUUUGUUUGAGUUGAAACUGUGUCUUACAGUGUUUCACAGUCUCUGGAGUGGGAAUUGUUAUAGCACUAUUUUAAUGUAGCUCUGCCAAUAUAUGGCAAUGCUAUUUUGUUUACUAACAAGCUCUGGAACAGUUGGCAGUCAUUUUCACUGGCACAAGAGCCUUUUGUAUGUUAUUCAAUUUAAACUUUUAAACCAAAAAUUUUAUUAUCCAGUGUCUUUGGCAAAAAGACGCUGAAGGGAAUGUAACAUACAAUUAAUAUGUGGUUAUAUAUAAAAAGACACAAAUUGCCAUGUUAUGGUUCUGCCUUGAAACAGCACAAUGAAGUGUAUCAGUGUAUUCUGUGAUUCUUUGAAACUUCAAUAUUGUGUUGUUUUUGUGUCUGCUGUCACCUGUCUUUUGGGCCAGAUGUGGCACAGUUAAAUGCAGUUAUCAUCUCAUUAAAUGCAGAUGCAGAUUAAACGUCUUUAGUGCUGCAACAUUUUACCUAACUUUUUGUAUGUUUUAUGACUCUGUUAUUUUCCAAAGCUGUUCCUACCUCACCAUGAGGCUUUAUGGAUUGUUAUGUAUUAUAAAUGUUCUAUAUGAGACAGACUACUGUGUUUUCUUCUCAUUUAUUAAAAGUUAAGUAGAAAAAUAAACUAAUUUUAAUAUC
Oryctolagus cuniculus (rabbit) is the source of this 5296-nucleotide messenger RNA. It is a transcript of the gene SLC30A1, whose product is annotated as solute carrier family 30 member 1. Gene Ontology annotation, molecular function: zinc ion transmembrane transporter activity; calcium channel inhibitor activity. The record is from RefSeq and is a predicted model, not a curated record. Gene Ontology annotation, cellular component: endoplasmic reticulum; Golgi apparatus; membrane. Lineage: Eukaryota; Metazoa; Chordata; Mammalia; Lagomorpha; Leporidae. Gene Ontology annotation, biological process: zinc ion transmembrane transport; detoxification of zinc ion; intracellular zinc ion homeostasis.